This is a messenger RNA of Ascoidea rubescens DSM 1968, 765 nucleotides long. It is a transcript of the gene HSP30, whose product is annotated as Hsp30p. The annotation marks the transcript as partial. The record is from RefSeq and is a predicted model, not a curated record. Gene Ontology annotation, cellular component: plasma membrane; endoplasmic reticulum. The transcript has a single exon. NCBI's taxonomy places the organism in Eukaryota, Fungi, Ascomycota, Saccharomycetes, Ascoideales, Ascoideaceae.
AUUGCAAGAGAUAAUGAUGCUAUCGAAAUCAAUGAACCAACUGGUUUAGAUAUGCACAUCACCGAAGAAGGUUCAAAUUGGUUAUGGGCUGCUUUCUCCUUAUUUACCUUUGUUUCUUUAAUUUAUGCUGCUUUAUACAUCAAAAAUCAUUUCAAAAAGGAUUCACCCAAACCUUUCUUAAUCAUCGCUCCCUUAUUAUCGAGUUUAAUCUUAGCUUACACUUACUUCACAAUGGCUUCAAACUUGGGUUGGACUGAUAUCCAAGCUCAAUUUAAUCACACUACUGUUGAUAACUCCUCAGUUACUCCAGGUAUUAGACAAAUCUUUUACUCGAAAUGGGUUGGUUAUUUCUUAGCUUGGCCAACUGUCUUAUACUCCUUUGAAUUAUUAUCUUAUCCAUCUAUAAAAAGUUUCAAAAAUGUUACUUCUUUAUUAUUUGAAUUGGUGAUGACUCAAAUCUUUGUCCUUUCAUUAUUAAUCUCAUCCUUAAUUAAAUCUUCUUAUAAAUGGGGUUACUUCACUUUUGGUACUUUCUCUUUAUUAUUAGCUAUCUUUACUUUGGCUCAUAGAUUAACCACAAUUCAAAAGCAAAACAAAAACGUCUUGUGUGUUUUCUCAUUCUUGGCUUUAUUAUGGAUUUUAUACCCAGUUGCUUUCGGUCUUUCAGAGGGUGGUAAUGUCAUCGAACCAGAUUCCGAAACCGCCUUUUAUGGUGUCUUAGAUGUUCUUCAAUUUAUUGUUGUUCCAACUAUCUUAUCCUUUAUU